UAUUAGAUGUGAAAAUGAUGAGCUUGACAACAAAUUGCUUGUGUUGAACAUAAGGGUAUGCAGAAUCAGAAGCCAAAGAAGUAUAUAAUCACUGUUCCAUGCAAACAGAAUAAAGUGAAGUGAAGAAGAAGAAGAAGAAGAAGAAGAAGAGGAAAAGCUUCUUUGCCAAAGGCCCUCCUCCUCCUGUAAUGCUUUCUAAAAAUAAACCUUUAGAUCUUAAUUUGCUUUUGCAAUCUCAAUCAAUACUUUUUCUUAUUCCAAACAUGAGAACCCUUUCAGAUGAAGCUUAAUUAACACCGUGUCUUCUUUUCUUUAACAAAGCUUCAAUCUUCUCCUUCAAAGAAGGCAUUAUUGGAGACACUGCAUGAUGAAAUUGGAGGUGGAGGAGACUCAUGAAUUACCACCAAAACAAACAAAUCCUUCAUAGACUCAAUCCUCAUAACAAGACACCACCAACUGAAAUAACUGUCACUGAAACAUCACACAUUUAGUAUCAAGAUGCAGCAGUUGCAGCAACAGCAAGAUGAGUACAAGCUCAAAGACACAAAGCCACAACUCGGAGAACGGUGGCCGGGAGGAGCAAAAGGCGGAGGAUGGCUAUACGGUAUCGGAGACAGGCCGACAAGCACAUACGACCUCGUCGAGCAAAUGUACUAUCUCUACGUCCGUGUCGAGAAGGCCAAAGACUUGCCGGUGAACGCCAUCACCGGAAGCAUCGACCCUUACGUCGAAGUAAAACUAGGCAACUACAAAGGCAAAACUAGACACUUUGAGAAAAAGACCAAUCCAGAAUGGAAGCAAGUGUUCGCAUUCGCAAAGGAAAGAAUUCAGUCAUCAGUGCUAGAAGUGUUCAUCAAAGACAAAGAAAUGGUGGGAAGAGAUGAUUAUGUAGGCAAAGUAGUGUUCGACCUGAAUGAAGUUCCAACGAGAGUGCCACCAGAUAGUCCAUUAGCGCCGCAAUGGUAUCGCUUGGAGGAACGGCGCGGUGAAGGGAAACUCAGAGGUGAAGUGAUGCUUGCAGUGUGGAUAGGAACACAAGCAGAUGAAGCCUUUCCAGAAGCAUGGCACACAGAUGCCACAUCAGUGCAAGGUGAAGGUGUCUACAACAUUCGCUCAAAAGUCUAUGUAUCACCAAAACUCUGGUAUCUCAGAGUGAACGUCAUUGAAGCUCAAGACGUGCAGCCGAAUGACCGGAGCCGAGUGCCGGACGUGUUCGUCAAGGCGCAAGUUGGGAACCAAGUGUUGAAGACACGGACGUGCACUGCGCGCACACUAAGCCCACUCUGGAAUGAGGAUCUAGUGUUUGUAGCUGCUGAGCCUUUUGACGAACACCUUGUGCUUACCAUCGAAGACAAAGUGAGCGCAACCAAAGAUGAACUUCUCAGCAGGAUAACACUCCCACUAACGAUCUUUGAAAAGAGGUUGGAUCACAGACCGGUGCAUUCACAGUGGUUUAAUCUGGAGAAGUUUGGGUUCGGUGCGUUGGAAGGGGAUAGAAGAAAAGAGUUGAAGUUUUCAAGUCGGGUUCACUUGCGCGUUUGUCUCGAGGGUGCUUACCAUGUUAUGGAUGAAUCAACCAUGUAUCUCUCCGACAACCGUCCGACUGCACGGCAGCUCUGGAAGGCACCCAUCGGCGUGCUCGAGCUCGGGAUACUUAGCGCGCAGGGGUUGCAAGCCAUGAAGACACGCGACACGCGCAGCACCACGGACGCGUAUUGCGUGGCUAAGUAUGGACAGAAGUGGGUGCGCACACGCACGAUCAUUGACUCGUUGAGUCCCAAGUGGAACGAGCAGUAUACCUGGGAAGUGUUCGACGCGUGCACUGUGAUAACGCUUGGUGUGUUCGAUAAUUGUCAUCUUGGUGCUGCGAAUGGUGCGGCUGUGCGUGAUGCGCGCAUCGGUAAAGUUCGGAUCAGGUUGUCGACUCUUGAGACUGAUCGGAUUUACACACAUGCUUACCCGCUUAUUGUAUUGCAACCGUCUGGUGUAAAGAAAAUGGGAGAACUUCAUCUUGCUGUGCGGUUUACUUGUCUUUCGUUCAUUACUAUGAUUCAUCUUUACUCGAGGCCGUUGUUGCCGAAGAUGCAUUAUAUUCAUCCUUUUACUGUGAAUCAGUUGGAUAGUUUAAGGUUUCAAGCGAUGACAAUUGUUGCGGCGAGGCUCGGUCGGGCUGAGCCGCCGUUGAGGCGGGAGACGGUGGAGUAUAUGUUGGAUGUGGACUCGCAUUUGUGGAGUAUGAGGAGGAGUAAGGCAAACUUUUUUCGGAUUAUGGGAUUGCUUUCUGGGGUAAUUGGAGUUUGCCGGUGGUUCGAUGAUGUUUGUCGAUGGAGGAAUCCGGUGACUACUUUGUUGGUGCAUGUUUUGUUUUUGAUUCUGGUUUGGUACCCGGAAUUGAUUUUGCCGACCGUGUUUUUGUAUAUGUUUGUUAUUGGUGUUUGGAAUUACCGGCGACGGCCUAGGCACCCGCCGCAUAUGGAUAUCAAGCUGUCAUGGGCGGAAGGGGUACCUCCGGAUGAGCUAGAUGAGGAGUUUGAUACCUUUCCGACAACCAAAGGCCAUGACAUUGUUCGACUGAGGUAUGAUAGGUUGAGGAGCGUGGCCGGAAGAAUACAGACUGUGGUGGGAGACAUGGCGACGCAGGGGGAGAGAAUACAGGGCGUUUUGAGCUGGAGGGAUCCGAGAGCGACAUCGUUGUUUGUGGUGUUUUGUUUGGUGGCCGCGGUGGUGUUGUAUGUGACUCCGUUCAGGGUGGUGGCCAUGGUGGCUGGAUUGUUUAUCAUGAGGCACCCCAGGUUUAGGAGCAAGCUGCCAUCAGUGCCCAGUAACUUCUUCAAGAGAUUACCUUCAAAGAUUGACAGCAUGCUUUGAUUAAUACUUUGCUUGUCUGGUUUUUGUUUCAUUUGGUAUGUCAGUUGAUUUCAUUACUUUGGUGGUACAUAAGAGUAUGUGUGUCUCUUUUGUGGUUAUGAUCUUUGUGUCAUCUAUGAUAUGGACAUAUUACUAAACUACUGGUUUUCUAUGUUUCU
Dioscorea cayenensis subsp. rotundata (Guinea yam) is the source of this 3026-nucleotide messenger RNA. RefSeq names its product FT-interacting protein 1-like. The transcript is spliced from 2 exons. Bases 499 to 2868 code for a protein of 789 amino acids. NCBI's taxonomy places the organism in Eukaryota, Viridiplantae, Streptophyta, Magnoliopsida, Dioscoreales, Dioscoreaceae. The record is from RefSeq and is a predicted model, not a curated record.